Molecule: messenger RNA, 162 nt
Organism: Dictyostelium discoideum AX4
Lineage: Eukaryota; Evosea; Eumycetozoa; Dictyosteliales; Dictyosteliaceae
Exons: 2
Coding region: 1-162 (53 amino acids)
Source: RefSeq, a predicted model, not a curated record
AUGUUAUUAAAAUCAUUAAUUUCUUUAAAAAAUACAAACAUUGAAACUACGAUUUCUUUUUCAAAUGAUUUAAAUAAAAAAACAAAUGAAUCCAUAAAUUUUAUUACCUCAAUUAAAAGUACUUCAACAUUCUUUACAAGACCAAACUUUAUUAACUUUUAA